Messenger RNA from Erinaceus europaeus (western European hedgehog), 5068 nucleotides. RefSeq names its product tyrosine-protein phosphatase non-receptor type 21-like. The transcript has 9 exons. NCBI's taxonomy places the organism in Eukaryota, Metazoa, Chordata, Mammalia, Eulipotyphla, Erinaceidae. The record is from RefSeq and is a predicted model, not a curated record. Gene Ontology annotation, biological process: protein dephosphorylation. Gene Ontology annotation, molecular function: protein tyrosine phosphatase activity. The annotation marks the transcript as partial.
CUUUUUAAUUCUUCUGGUAGUUUUAGUAAAAAGAGAGAGAAGGAGAUUAAGAGUGGAACAUGUCCUCAAAGACGGGUCUUAUUUUUCAGGCAAACUCAGACCGUUUCUCUGAACCUGAUCAGGAGGAGGUCAUCUUCAAGGAUGUCACUGCCGCAGCGGUAUGUGAUGCCUCCUCCUCCCCAGCUGCAUUACAACGGACACUACACAGAGCCCUACACUUCCUCCCAAGAUAACCUGUUCGUCGCCAGCCAGAACGGCUACUACUGCCACUCGCAGACCAGCCUGGACCGCGCGCAGAUGGAGCUGAGCGGCCGUCUGCGCAACGGCAGCGUGUACAGCGCGCACAGCACCAGCUCGCUCAACAACCCGCAGCCCUUCCCGCAGCCCUCCCCCGUGUCCUCGAACCCCAGCAUCACCGGCAGCGACGUCCUGCGGCCCGACUACCUCCCCUCGCACCGCCACAGCGCCCUGAUCCCGCCGUCCUACCGGCCCACCCCCGACUACGACACGGUCAUGAAGCAGCUGAACCGCGGCCUGCAGCCCGCCGCCCGCCACAGCCACUCCCUGCGCAACCUCAGCCUGGGGGGCUCGCACCCCUGCAGCCGGGCCGCCCUGGGGUACAGCCAGCCCGAGAUCCGCGAGCACGUGCGGGGCCCCGGCCCGCAGCCCCUCUACCCCUUCGGCCUGAGCUUCCAUAGCCAGUCGGCCUCCCCGCACCCGGCGGAGCGCAGGCCCGUGCUGGGGGCGGUCAGUGUGCCCGAGCUGACCGAUGCCCAGCUGCAGGCCCAGGACUACCCGGGGGGCAACAUCCUGGGCACGCAGGUGUACCGCCCGCCGCCGCCCUACCCGGCCCCGCGGCCGGCCAACAGCACCCCCGACCUGUCCCGCCACCUGGACGGCGGCAGCAACCCCGAUCUCAUCACCCGGCGCGUCCACCACUCGGUGCAGACCUUCCAGGAGGACAGCCUGCCCGUGGCCCACUCCCUGCAGGAGGUGAGCGAGCCGCUCACGGCUGCCCGGCGGGCCCAGCUGCACAAGAGGAACAGCAUCGAGGUGGCCGGCCUGGCCCACGGCCUGGAGGGCUUGCGGUUCAAGGAGAGGACCAUGUCCGCCUCGGCCGCCGACGUGGCCCCCCGGGUCCCCUCUGCCGGCUCCCAGCCCAGCGUGGCCCAGCCCGACGGGCAGGACAGCCUCCUGGGCUACGGCCACAAGAAGUCACUCUCCGAUGCCACCAUGCUGGUGCACAGCAGUGAGGAGGAAGAGGACCUGGAAGAGGACGUGGGCCUGCGGGGGGCGCUGUCCCCUCACACCCAGGGUGGCUACCCCCAGGACCCGCAGCUUGACUACCCCGUCCCAGUGGUGGCCGGGCCCCUGCACAUCCUGGAGCCCCAGCUUCAUGUCCCAGAGGCCGAGAAGAGGCCCAGGGAGGGCAGCCCCGGGUCCCGCAGGGAUGGGGUGCUGACCCCCUGCAUGUCUGAGUCGGACCUCACCACGUCCGGGCGGUACCGGGCCAGGAGGGACUCUCUGAAGAAGAGACCCGUGUCCGACCUCCUCUCCGGGAAGAAGAGCAUCGUGGAGGGGCUGCCGCCACUUGGGGGAAUGAAAAAGAGGGAUGCCAAAAAAAUCGGUCCUCUCAAGUUGGCGGCCCUGAAUGGACUCUCCCUGUCGCGCCUGCCUCUACCAGAUGGAGGGAAGGAAGUGACCAAUCAAGCCACCAACGAUGAGAGGUGCAGAAUCCUGGAGCACCGCCUGGAGCAGGGCGUGGUGUUCACGGAGUAUGAACGCAUCCUCAAGAAGCGCCUGGUAGGCGGCGAGUGCUCCACAGCUCGGCUCCCCGAAAACGCUGAGAGGAAUCGCUUUCAGGACGUCCUUCCCUAUGACGACACCAGAGUCGAGCUGGUCCCCACGAAAGAAAACAACACGGGUUACAUCAACGCGUCACACAUCAAGGUCUCCAUCAGUGGGAUUGGAUGGGAUUAUAUUGCCACGCAGGGACCCUUGCAGAACACCUGUCAGGAUUUUUGGCAGAUGGUGUGGGAACAGGGAGUUGCCAUCAUAGCCAUGGUGACAGCAGAGGAGGAGGGCGGGAGGGAGAAGAGCUUUCGGUACUGGCCACGCCUCGGCUCCCGCCACAACACCGUCACCUAUGGGCGGUUCAAGAUCAUCACCCGCUUCCGCACGGACUCGGGCUGCUAUGCCACCACCGGGCUGAAGAUGAAGCACCUGCUCACGGGGCAGGAGCGCACGGUGUGGCAUCUCCAGUACACUGACUGGCCUGAGCAUGGCUGCCCGGAGGACAUCAAGGGCUUUUUAUCCUACCUGGAGGAGAUCCAGUCGGUCCGACGCCACACCAACAGCACGAGUGAACCCAAGAACCCCAACUCCCCACUGCUGGUGCACUGCAGCGCCGGUGUGGGGAGGACUGGCGUGGUCAUCCUGUCGGAGAUCAUGAUCGCCUGUCUGGAGCACAAUGAGACCCUGGACGUGCCUAGGAUGCUGGACUCGCUUCGGCAGCAGAGGAUGAUGAUGGUGCAGACCCUCUGCCAGUACACGUUUGUGUACAGGGUCCUCGUCCAGUUCCUGAGGAGCUCCAGGCUCAUCUAAGUCCCGCACGCCACCCACCACACGCACUUCCUUCCGGGGACACGUGUCAGGAGACAUGUUCACAGCUGAUUACAAGUCCCUGACUCCUGUUCCUCGUGUCUCCUCCACACUCGCCCCACCUGGCACCACAGGCGAGGAUUUGGCGUCGGCGGCCCUGCCACAGCCCGUGGGACUGGCAGCACUCGCACACAUUGUUUUGGGAGAUUGUGUUUUUCCAGACAAUUCUCUCAGCUCACUGAAGCUACGCUGGGCAAUGCUGCAAUCAGGAGGGUGCAGAGAUGUUUAUCCUGGACUUUUGAAGUUUUGAUGGUGGAGUUUCACCUGAGGGAUAAGAGACUUGGAGCUUUUGUGUUGAGACUGAACUUUCUUUGGAGGCUGGCCACCGACCAGCGACUUCUUUCUAAUAACUUUGGAUUGAAAACCAUGUUACUAGCUUUUUUAUUUGUAAACUACCUGGGUACUUACCAGUUCAGCCCCCGAACACAACUAAGAAUCUAAAAAGUGUUAUUUUAAAACCUUAGAAAGCAUUUUUAUAUUCGAGAAAAUUUUUUUAAUUUAAAGAUUCUAUAUUUUUCAAAUAAUACCUUCUAUAUUUUUCAAACAACAGUUCAGCUCACUAAGGUACUGAAGCGAGUCUCUUAAAUGGGAAUGAAGGCAUAUUAUUUAAAGGGUCAGAGAAGAAUCCGAUUCACUUUUUUUUCUUUUCAGUAUUACAUGUAAACCUGAAUCCUGAGUGUUUCUGUUGGUUGCGAAUGAGAUGGAAAAACCAUUGCAUAGGAUGAUCUUAAGCACUUUUUUUUGUUGAAAAAACGAUGAUAAAUCUGAGUUGUAUGAAAACUCAGAUACGUGUUGCCCUGUAGACCCAACGAUGGCAGUAACGAUGAUCGACUUUGUUUCUGAGGUGUUUUGGAAGAGACAGGAAAGGAAGGGCGUUGGAGGAAGCAGGAUGGCCAGGACAAGAGGACGUGGGUGAUGGUGACCACAGGAUGCCUUGUCUCACACAAGCACAGUAUUAUCUCCACCGCCCAAGACACCCCCAGAGGUGGGUGUUCCCAGGGAACCAAGGCCUGUCACUCACUGUCAGUGACUCAGUUUCCUUGGAAGGGCUCACACCAGAGCUGUGCUCUGUAACACAUCAAAUUGAGUUUAUUUUACUCUCACCCAUUUUCCCCACCCAGCUUCCAGAGUCAGGGCCUCCUGCAUUCAUACACACUACUGUAGCUGGGUUGCAUUUUUUCACCACAGAGUGUCCCCUGGUGCUGUGAUACUUGCGUGGGGCGUUUGGUUUUGUUUUCUUCAGUGGAGCUUCACCGCUCCUGGCUGACUUUUGUGGGUAGAAAGAUGGAGAGGCAGAGACAGCCGUGUCAAAGCUUCCCUCAGUGUGGUGGGGGGCGGGCUCGAACCUGGGUAGUUCCCACUGCAAAGCCAGUUCACUCUCCAAGCAACCUGUCUCGCCGGGCCUCCGCACGGCAGGACGUACACCUUUUUUAUUUUCUCUUGGUUGAACGCAGGGGAGAAUCGUUUUCCUUGUGUGUAAGUGGUACCUUUUUGCUGCUUUUUAUAGAGAUGGAGUGAAAGAGACCACAGCAGCACCAAAGCUGCCUUCGAUGCAGUGAGGCCCAGGCUCGAACCUGGGACACAGACAGGCACGGCAAAACAACAUGCUCUCCCGUUGAGCUCUCUCUCCAGCCCGCAGUACUUCAGUUUUCAUUCCUCAGCCCCCUAGCUUCACCUGUGAGGUCAAGUUCAGGUAUUGUCCGUCCUUCUGAGGCUGCUCCUGCAACAUGCCAGAUCUGGGGCUCCCCCAUCCCCCUUCAGAUGACAGCAUCCGAGCCACGUCAGCUCCUAAAGCGGUGACAGGGAGGUGUGUGACAGGGAGGUGUGUGUUGUGGGCUGUGAGCUGGGCUUCCAGCAGUGAGGACCAGCCUAAGCUGACCUCACCCAGAUGCCAGCCACCGAGGAGGAACGCUGAGAAGACGUUAACGAAUGUGAUAGUUGCCUGUUCUCAUGUAGGGGACGACACAUGAAUUUUGAAAUUGAAGUUGGUUAUUCAAAGUGCUGUUUAGAGAACUACAGACCCAGGUGUCAAUAUUCAGAAGGAUGUUUUUUUUUUUUCUGUUGUUAUUUCCUGUCUCCAAACAGUUUUUAAGGAAGAGUUGGUGCUGCUGCUAUUAUUUUUUUUUCUUUGAUGGUACUUUUUAUUUUUUGAGUGCUCUUCUGUCAGAUUUAAGCAUAGUGAAAUGGCGUCCCAUCGACAAGAACAGUGUGAAACAACAAUCUUAAGAGUAAUAUAUAUUUGUAUUAAUUUGACUAGGAUUACCUAUGAACUAAAAUAGUUAAAAUGUCAUGUAUUUGACACAGCAUCAAAGACCUAUGAAAUUUUGGUCCCUGUUGAAAUGUUAAAGUUUUCUAAUUACAAGCAGUAGACAUGGAAGUAUUUCUGAAUAAAAAUAAAUCUACAUUA